Messenger RNA from Schistosoma guineensis, 1173 nucleotides. The record is from the annotation of a GenBank genome assembly. Lineage: Eukaryota; Metazoa; Platyhelminthes; Trematoda; Strigeidida; Schistosomatidae.
UCUUGGUGUUCAGUGUUGGUCCCUUUAUUGCAUCUCUAAUUACUUUUUAAUGUCAAGAUUUCCAAAAUCGUUUUGGUUUGUACAAUAAUUGUUUUGUGUCCGCUUCUUAAGUGGCAUUGUGGCAGACGGGUAUAUUUCUUUCUGGUCGUGGUUGGAAUACGAUGUGAUAACUGCAACAAAUGAUGCCAUAACAAAUACAGUGAACUCACUAUAUCCGCUUAUGGAGAUUACAAAUACGGAAUAUGGCUGGAAGUAGGUGGCCGGCUGCAGUGGCUCCUACUAACAGAGUCGGCAAUGCUUCUCGAGCAAAACAAGUUAUUUUCGAACCUACAUUUGCCAAAAUGGAAAAAGAGAAUUACGCUUUAACUCAGCGACUAAAGGAAGCUUUCUAUAAGGUAGAGAAGCGGUAUCCUGGUUUCAGUAAAGAUUUCAUGAUUGGCUUGCUUCAGCGGAUGGGAGUCGAUAGUGAAAUCGACGUGACUGAAACGUGUUUACGGAUUGCUGCUCUUCAAGAGUGUGAUAAUCCAAGGACGUCAAGAAAUCCUAGAGUUUUGGAGUUGGAACUUACGGCUAAGACCCUGAAAACUAUUCUUAGUAGCAUACCUGAUGAAAUUAUCGACCGCAGAGCAUUUAUAGAAGUCAUCAAAGGAAUAGCAGAUGCGAUAAAGAUGUUGUUAGCUGCUGUGGGUGCGUUUUAUGAUACGUUACCACCAGGAACACAAAAGAAAUGUCUUGAAGAUCAAAAACGAAAAUUUAUCACCUACUGUCGUAAAUUUAGUGACACUUUGAAGCAGUACUUUAGGAACAACGAUCAAACUGUGGUUUUCAGCAGCGCAAACCUUCUAGUUAGCCAAACCAACCUAAUUUUGUUUGUGGUUCAUGAUGUAGAUUGAAGAAAAGUGAAAAACGCCACCAUUGUUAAUAUUUUGUGCUUACUUCGGAUUAUAUUUCCUUAUGAAUGUGAUUUAUGAAUAGUUGAAAAAUUAGUUUUUACUUUUGCGUAAACAUCUAUAGUAAACUGGUUACUUUUUUUAAACAUUAAAAUUGCGAUUUCGCGUUACUUUUUUCCAAAUAUUUGACUAAGUGACAAAUUAUUUUGCAUCAUUACUUAUACUUUCUUUAUUUCCAGCUCCUUGUAAAUUGAGAAUAAAAGCUUUUUACGAGAUAGGAUAU